Aspergillus oryzae RIB40 is the source of this 2217-nucleotide messenger RNA. RefSeq lists its product as uncharacterized. The transcript has 5 exons. Gene Ontology annotation, molecular function: carbohydrate derivative binding; L-glutamine:D-fructose-6-phosphate transaminase (isomerizing) activity. Gene Ontology annotation, biological process: UDP-N-acetylglucosamine metabolic process; fructose 6-phosphate metabolic process; protein N-linked glycosylation. The coding region runs from base 1 to 2217 and encodes 738 amino acids. NCBI's taxonomy places the organism in Eukaryota, Fungi, Ascomycota, Eurotiomycetes, Eurotiales, Aspergillaceae. The record is from RefSeq and is a predicted model, not a curated record.
AUGGCUGAUGUUUGGCAACUUGGAAUCUUCGGUUACAUCAACUACCUGGUCGACAGGGACCGCCAGUUCAUCAUCGAUACACUUCUAAACGGCAUGUGUUUCUUCUGGUUUGAUUUUUCUCUUCCAUUCUUUCUUUCGUCUUCUCUCUCUCACUUUCAGGGCAUGUUCCUCGUCCACCGGCUGACUGACAUCUCUUCCCUAUUAGGUUUGUCGAGACUGGAGUAUCGAGGCUAUGAUUCAGCUGGUAUUGCCGUAGAUGGUGACAAGAAAAAUGAAGUUCGCGCUUUCAAGGAGGUCGGUAAGGUUGCCAACCUGCGUGAAUGUAUCGCCGAGGCCAAGCCCGAUAUGACCAAGAGCUUCGAGUCCCACGCUGCCAUUUCUCAAACCCGCUGGGCUACUCACGGCUCACCUUCCCGCCAAAACUGCCAUCCCCAUCGGUCGGACCCUACUUGGGAGUUCGCGGUUGUCCACAACGGGAUCAUUACCAACUACAAAGAAUUAAAGGUCCUGCUGGAGAGCAAGGGCUUUCGCUUUGAAACCGAGACUGAUACUGAGUGUAUUGCUAAGCUCGCGAAAUACCUCUAUGAUCAAAACCCGGACAUCGAAUUCCAUGUCUUAGCCAAGGCUGUUAUCAAAGAGCUACAGGGUGCCCUCGGAUUGCUGAUCAAGUCCGUUCAUUAUCCCCACGAGGUUAUCGCCGCCCGAAAGGGUUCCCCGCUGGUUAUCGGUGUACGGACUGCGCAGAUGAAAGUCGAUUUCGUCGAUGUGGAGUACUCGGAAGAGGGUGGUGCUCUUCCUGCGGAGCAGGCCUCUCAGAAUGCUGCAGCUAAGAAAUCAUCCACUAGUCUUCUAUUAGCUCCUCCUGACAAGUCACUGUUACAUCGUUCUCAAUCGCGAGCAUUCCUCUCCGACGACGGCACUCCUCAGCCAGCUGAAUUCUUUCUAUCGUCUGAUCCUGCGGCUGUCAUUGAACAUACGAAGAAGGUACUCUAUCUAGAGGAUGAUGAUAUAGCACAUGUCCACGACGGUCAGAUUAACAUCCACCGUCUUACUAAAGAUGACAGUCUAUCCAACGUUCGCACUAUCCAGACCAUUGAACUAGAGCUGCAAGACAUUAUGAAGGGAGAGUUCGACCAUUUUAUGCAGAAAGAAAUCUUCGAGCAGCCAGAAUCAAUUGUCAACACGAUGCGUGGCCGCUUGGAUCCUGUGAAUAAGAAGGUUACUCUUGGCGGUCUUCGCCAAUAUAUUUCUACUAUUCGUCGCUGUCGCCGAAUUAUCUUCAUUGCUUGCGGUACCAGCUACCAUUCGUGUAUGGCUGUCCGUGGUGUCUUUGAGGAGCUGACUGAAAUCCCCAUUGCCGUCGAGCUGGCCUCGGACUUCCUGGACCGACAGGCGCCUGUGUUCCGUGACGACACCUGUGUAUUUGUCUCCCAGUCUGGAGAGACAGCUGACUCCCUGAUGGCCCUCCGCUACUGCCUGGAACGCGGUGCUCUCACUGUCGGUGUAGUUAAUGUUGUCGGAUCAUCUAUUUCUUUGCUGACCCAUUGCGGUGUUCACACCAACGCUGGCCCUGAGAUUGGUGUCGCCUCUACUAAGGCGUAUACCUCGCAGUUUGUGGCCAUGAUUAUGUUUGCUCUGUCUCUCAGUGAAGACCGAGCUUCGAAGCAGAAGAGGCGCGAGGAAAUCAUCGAAGGACUUGGCCUUGUCUCGGAGCAAUUGCGGGAGAUACUUAAAUUGAACGAGCCAAUCAAGGACAUGUGCGCCAAGUUCUUCAAGGAUCAGAAGAGCCUGCUGCUGCUAGGCCGUGGUGCCCAGUUCCCCACUGCUUUGGAAGGUGCGCUCAAGAUUAAAGAAAUCUCGUACCUCCACUGUGAAGCGGUUAUGUCUGGUGAAUUGAAGCACGGUGUCCUAGCCCUCGUUGACGAGAACCUACCCAUCAUCAUGAUUCUCACCCGUGAUAGCUUGUUCACCAAGUCUCUGAACGCUUAUCAACAGGUCAUUACUCGUGGUGGCCGUCCGAUUGUGAUCUGCAACCCUGAUGAUCCAGAGUUUUCGGCCGCACAGACCGAGAAGAUCGUUGUCCCCAAGACUGUUGACUGCCUUCAAGGCCUGCUGAACGUCAUUCCCUUGCAGCUGAUUUCGUACUGGCUCGCGGUUGGCGAGGGUUUGAACGUGGAUUUCCCGCGUAAUCUGACCAAGUCGGUUACCGUCGAAUAA